Acipenser ruthenus (sterlet) is the source of this 1867-nucleotide messenger RNA. RefSeq lists its product as uncharacterized. The coding region runs from base 341 to 1354 and encodes 337 amino acids. NCBI's taxonomy places the organism in Eukaryota, Metazoa, Chordata, Actinopteri, Acipenseriformes, Acipenseridae. The transcript is spliced from 4 exons. The record is from RefSeq and is a predicted model, not a curated record.
CUAACGGUAAUGGCAGACAUAGCUUAAACAUUGUAUCUAUGUAGGGAGGCUGUGUGGUCCAGUAGUUAAAGAAUAGGGCUUGUAACCAGGAGGUCCCCAGUUCAUAUCCCACUUCAGCUACUGACUCGUUGUGUGACCCUGAGCAAGUCACUUAACCUCCUUGUGCUCCGUCUUUUGGGUGAGACGUAGUUGUAAGUGACUCUGCCGCUGAUGCAUAGUUCACACACCCUUGUCUCUGUAAGUCGCCUUGGAUAAAGGCGUCUGCUAAAUAAACAAAUAAUAAUCUAGGAUGAACAGAAUGGUUUUAACCUGAUAAAGUGCUGAGAUUUGCUCAAGUUCGAUGACAAAGCCUUCAGCCUCCUUGCUGUCCAGUUACCCUUCAUUCCUACCUGGUGAAGAGGCCAGCAUCACAUGCACUGGCCCCUCCAGACUACACACCAGCACUGAUUUCUAUCUGUACAGAAGCAGUUCUGGAAACUACAUCACAACACAGAGAGCUGCACCUUCACAGACCAGCGUGACUUUCAUUCUGUCCGACCUCUCUGAGUCAAAGCAAGGCAGCUACAGCUGUGUGUAUAAAGUACAGGGGAGAAAUGAGACCUUCAGCUCACCUCACAGUGACCCUGUACACAUCACAGUGGUGUUUCUGAAGCAGCCGCACAUCUCUCUGAGUCCGGCUGGCAGCGCUGUUGAGAGAGGAAACAGUUUUGUAAUCACUUGCAGCUCUGCAGAACGCUACACAGAGAGCACCUUCCUCCUCUUCAGAGUCUCUGCAGGCUUCAAUGAGAGAUGGAACAGAUCAGCACCAACCAUCAACCAAUCUGCCCUCUUCAGCUUCCCUGCUGCAGACUCCACACAUGAGGGGAAUUACUCCUGUCAGUAUCAGACCCGGGUAUCGGGGAGAGUGUUUGAAUCCCAGCUGAGCGAGAUGCUCCACGUCACAGUCACAGUCACAGUCACAGUCACAGUGUCAGUCCUGAUUCCAGUCCUGUCUGCUGUCAGUGCUGCUGCAGUGCUGCUGAUCUCAGUAGUUCUCAUACUCCUGAGAUGUAAAAAGAGAAGGACAGACAGCAGAGAGGAAGUGAGGAGCACUGAAGUCAGGAUGAAUUCAUACGUUUCCAAAGGUGCUGGUAACCUGCACUCUGAGGAUGCUGAUGAGGUCUAUGCGAACACUGAGUUUUUCAAGGAAGAUACAGUUGACCAGGACUAUGAAGAGAUGAGAACUGAGGAUGGUAAAGAAGUCAUAGAUGACCUGGACUAUGAAGAGAAAAGUGAACCAGAGUAUGAAAACUUUGAUUUCAAUCAGGGCAAUAAGGGGGGAGCUGAAGAUGAUAUCUAUAUGGAUUUCGAUUAGCAGACAGUAACAAGGUGGAAUUGUUUUACAUUGAGGCCGGUACAAAAAUAAUCGCGAGGGGUGAUAUAGAUAUGAUACUGAAAGCUUUGACAGAUUUGCUCAAAGGCAGCGAACCAAAACAUGAUAAAUAAGGCUUUGCUAAGCUAUAGAAUGCCACUGCAUUAAAGUAAAACAAGAAACAUAUAGUAUUAUUUUUCCUUCAUUUUUUAAUGGUUAUUUACCUUUAAAUUUAGAGUCAUUUUGUAAGGUGUUAUUUUAUGGUUGUACACCGUCACGUUUACAGUGAUUUAACAUUAGUUAAAAAUAUAUAUUUUACUUUCAUUUUAAUGGUUAUUUAACCUUCACAAUUUACAGAGGUUUUGUAACAUGUUUUAAAUGUUUGUAACACAGUGUUAGAAAUGUGCUGAGUGUUCUGGAAGCUUUGGCUGGGUUUAGAAUUAUUUCAGUAAAAAUAAGACCGAAGUUGAGUAAUAUUUUCAAUAUACAUACACACAUUAUCCAUAGAGGCUUUAU